Molecule: messenger RNA, 516 nt
Organism: Durio zibethinus
Lineage: Eukaryota; Viridiplantae; Streptophyta; Magnoliopsida; Malvales; Malvaceae
Source: RefSeq, a predicted model, not a curated record
AUGCUUCAAAAUCUGCAAGUUCUUAUCCUGCGAUUUAAUAGAUUUCAUGGUCCCCUGAACAUUUCCUUAGUUCAGCCUUCCUUUUCAUCAUUGCAAAUUAUUGAUCUCUCUCAGAAUGAGUUUAAUGGCCUCUUGCCAACGAAUUUCUUCCAAAAUCUAGAUGCAAUGAAGUAUGCAACAGAACUAAGUCUUGCAGACCUACUCAUACUCAAUAGGUAUGCGAGACUCAUCAUUAGUUAUGAGUCAUUCAAUAGAGAUGGUCAGAUUUCUGUGAAUGUAACAUCAAAAAGAUCAGAGACAGAGCUACAGCUAAUGGGUACGUUACUCAUUUUCACUGCCAUUGAUUUUUCAAAUAAUCGAUUCAAUGGAAAAAUCCCUCAGGUAAUCGGAGAGCUUCGCGCAGUUCAAGUGCUUAACCUCUCUCACAACAGCCUCACCGGUCAUAUCCCACCAUCGUUGGGGAACUUAGUAGCGCUUGAAUCACUAGAUUUCUCAUCAAACAAGCUUAGUGGCUGA